GCAAACCUGGGGCCGUAGGGAGGCAAGACAAUGGAGGGCCAGGGACAUUGUACAAGAAGGGGAUCAGAUGCAGGGAAGAGGAAGAGGAGGAGGAGAAAGUAGCCAAGGAAAAGCUAUCGGCACAUACUUUCCUUAUGUUUGGGGAAAGAGGCCCCCCCCUGGGAGCCCAGGAGAGUCAGGAACACAGGGUCCCAAAGGAGACAAAGGAGAUCCCGGGAUGCCUGGAAGAAUAGGUGAGGAGCUGGACACUCAGCUGUGCAAGACAGGGGCAAGAAAUUGUAAGGAGCUGCUAGAUAGAGGGAAUACUCUCAGUGGCUGGUAUACCAUCUACCUCUCUGACUGCAAAUCUCUGACUGUGCUGUGUGACAUGAACACUGAUGGAGGGGGCUGGACUUUUUCAGGCUUGUGGUAUGUCGUUUCCAUGGUGUCAGAUUGCAAGGUCUUCCUUGGCAAGAAGGAAAAUAUAUUGAUGUCAACAAGAUUAAUAAAUGCCACAGAGGAUGGUAACCUUAAUGUCCACAUGGCCUUACCUUGGGCUGAUGGUUGUAAGACAAUGGAUGCAGAGUAUAUGAAGAUAGGGUCAGAAGGUCACUACAAAGUACCUGAUAAUGGCUACCUGGAUGUGCGUGUGGCUGAGACUGAUUACACGUCCUAUUGUGUCCUGUACAUCUACAAAGAACUGGAUGGGGUACUCAGCACCAUGGUGCAGCUAUUCAGUCGGACCCCAGAUGUGAGUGCCAAGGCUCUAAGAGCAUUCCAGGAUUUCUAUCCUAUUGUGGGACUUGAGGAUGACAUGAUGUCCUUGCUCUCCAAGUCAGAUGCUUGUUCCCAGGAAAACAUUGAGGGAAAAGCCUAGAGAAGACUUCUUCAGUCAUGAACAGAGAAGUUGUGAUCAGUAAGGAAGUCACAGAUCUUUGAGCACUUCUUGGAGACCCCAUCAGGGGAGUCCUUUGCAUUCUUCCUCUAUAACCCUGCUUUGGGAUUUUUCCUGGAAUUUCCUCUUCUGUAUUAAAUAAAUAGACUCUCUAUGAUU
This is a messenger RNA of Phascolarctos cinereus (koala), 1033 nucleotides long. Lineage: Eukaryota; Metazoa; Chordata; Mammalia; Diprotodontia; Phascolarctidae. The record is from RefSeq and is a predicted model, not a curated record.